AUGGCUCAGUUGACAAAGAAAACGGUUGAACUAUUUUACGAUGUUGUAUCGCCUUAUUCUUGGUUAGCAUUUGAGGUCCUGUGUAGAUACCGAUCAAAUUGGAAUUUAGAUUUACAAUUGAAACCUUUUUUUCUAAGCGGUGUUAUGGAGGCUUCUGGUAACAGACCCCCUGGCCUAGUGCCCAAUAAGUUUAAAUAUAUGUAUAAAGAUUUAUCUAGACUAGCAGAAUAUUACAAAGUUCCAUUACAACCUCCAAAGAAUGUUGCUGAAGUAAUGUUUGAAAAGGGUUCAUUAAAAGCUCAAAGAUUUAUAACUGCAGUAGAUAUGAUGAAUAUAGAUAAAACAGAAGAAAUAAGCCGACAGUUAUGGAUGAAGAUAUGGAGUAAAGAUGAAGACAUUACGUUACCAGAGAGCUUUGUUGAUGCCAGUAACGAAGCCGGAUUAGAAGAUGCAGAGAUUACCGAAGCCUUAUCAAUGAUGUCUACAUUACCAGUUAAAAAUAGGUUGCGAGCCUACACAGAUAGAGCCGUUAAACUGGAGGCUUUUGGAGCACCGUAUAUUGUGGCCCACGUUGAAGAUAAAGAAGAAGUUAUAUUUGGUGCUGAUAGAUUUCCAAUAUUAGCUGCUUUAAUAGAUGAACAUUGGAUGGGACCAGUUCCAGCCAAAUCCAAGCUGUAA
This is a messenger RNA of Lottia gigantea (owl limpet), 678 nucleotides long. RefSeq lists its product as hypothetical. Gene Ontology annotation, biological process: glutathione metabolic process. Gene Ontology annotation, molecular function: glutathione peroxidase activity; glutathione transferase activity. NCBI's taxonomy places the organism in Eukaryota, Metazoa, Mollusca, Gastropoda, Lottiidae. Gene Ontology annotation, cellular component: mitochondrion; peroxisome. The coding region runs from base 1 to 678 and encodes 225 amino acids. The record is from RefSeq and is a predicted model, not a curated record. The transcript is spliced from 8 exons.